AUGAAUGUGUCACUGGUGGUGGCCCGGAGCCUGGCGUGGCUCUGCCUGGUGGGUGUGCUGCAGUGGUCUUCUCUGAUAGUCGGACUCUAUCUCUUACCCCCCUCCGAGGCAGAGGAAACGCCUAACAGUACCCCAGUGAAUGACGCAGUUAUAACAGGAGCAGUCUUAGGCUCCGGGUACUCACUAGUGUGUAGCCCACCUGCUCCUGUUGCUGCUGCUCCUGUUGCUGUUACUGGUGUUGUUCCUGCUGUUGCUGGUGGGUCUGCUGUACCAUCUGCUUCUGGAAGUUCUGCUUCUUUUACAUUCUGCACCUUCGUCAAAAUACACAAGAGUCGCCUACGCUCUCCUCUAUUCAUGUAUGACGGGGCUACCUGGACAGCUAUCCUCGAUGUGACCCGCCUGGGUGUGGCACUGCAGGUGCAGGAGACCAACAGUGAUAAGGUCCUCCGCUACUUCUUCGAAGUCAGAUUCCCUCCUAACGUGUGGCGAUACUUGUGUCUGCAGUAUGACCACCUCACACACCAGGUUGCCUGCAUCGUAGAUGACACCAGUGAACCGCUCUCUGCCCAGCAUCUACCAUGGAGCGAGUUUGAGGAGACUGUAGUCGGGGAAACCGAGGAAAUGUCAAGACCUUUUGGUAACAAGGAUUUAGAUGGGAACACAACAGGAAAGUCAGCAAAUGGAUACAACUCAGUCCCAAACAGUGUCAAGCCAGGUGUUGGGAAUGACCAGAUAAGACGACUGUUGAUGACCAGGACGAUGUGUGUGGGCGGGGGUCACCGUGGCAUCCUUGAAGCAGAGGUGGCACAAGCAGCACUCUGGCGGAGGACACUGGGAGUUGAUAUGCUGCUCAAAGCCUCGGGUUGUCGAGGGCAUGAAGUUGUCGUAACCCCAUACUUAUUGCUAGGUCCGCAGUGGAUGGUUGAAGGAAAUGCAUCACUUGGUUCAUUCAGUCUGGACGAGGUGUGUCACGUGGUUCAGUGGGCAGUUAUAGUGCAGCCCGCCAGGUCAUAUUCUAAUCACAUGAUGGUGUGCCGUUACCUGGGGGGUACACUCAUGGCGAGUGACGACCUGACCUCACACGUCAUGACCUUAGCUCGUGGUACCAAUGACUCCUGUGUUGGCCCGAGAGGGCUACUGACCUGGUUAUUGGGAGGAAAAAUGGGUAAAGGAGCGACAGUAAGGGUCACUGCGGAAGAUGAAUGUCCUGCCCAGAGCACUGAUGGGGGCACGUUUGUCGCGUGUGUGCGACAACUGGAGUGUUCCCUGUGUCAGGUGCCCUCCACGGCCAUGUACAACCUGUAUGGUCAUGAUGGAAGAAUCUUCGAUUACAAUUUCUACAUCUACGCGGCAAGUGGCGAGUUGGCCUUCAAGGGUACUGGAGGCUCAGAGAUAGUUCGUGUGGGCGGUGGAUGGGUGUUGAAAUCAACACUGCACCAGAUGGAGUGGGUGUUGGCAGAGGCUGCAGUCCCAGUGGGUCGCCAGAAAUGGGUUGUGGGGGAUGACAAGAUGGUUCUGGCCUUCACCACAUGCCGCACUUCCCAGUUUACUUGUGACAAUGGCCAGUGCGUCCCUCAGAUCUCUCGCUGCGACGAUAUUGCACACUGUCUCGACAGGUCGGAUGAGGCCAAUUGCCAUGUGGUAGAGAGGUCAUCUGGGUAUGACCCAUACUACCCUCCUCCACCACGACCAGGCGAGGAAAUCCCGAUGGAUCUUUUCUAUCGUGUUGAUCUGUACAGUAUGGACGACAUGACCACAGAGAGCGGCUUGGCAACAAUGAACGUGGGAAUGACACUCAGUUGGUUCGACUCUCGACUAAAAUUUGUGAACCUGAAGCCCAAAGUGAAGAACUAUUUCCCGUGUGAGCUGGUGUGGACGCCCAGUGUUCGAGCUGUCUCGGGUCACGGGGAAGGAACCGUUCUGGAAACAACCAACUACGAAAAGUUUUGCUACGCUUACGCUGACGAGACUACUAAGAGACCUCUAGAUGAUCCCUACAUGAGUCACCAGGCAGACGGGAUGACCCACGCCCUCCAGCAUUACGUGGGCGUGUUGGCCUCUGUACCUUGUCACUUCCAGCUGCAGAUGUACCCAUUCGACUUCCAACUUUGCAACAUAUCCUUCAUGCUUAUGAACGCUCCCUGGACCCGGGUCUUUAAGAAGUCUCAAGAAGGAGACAGGGUUCCUUACUACGACUCGCGUCGGGUACUGCUGGAGUACGAGCUGGAGGACCAGACGACGGAGGUGGGCUGGUUCCUGCAAGGUACAGACAACAACACUUACUUUGUUCUCACCUUCCACCUGCGUCGCCUCUACGGCUACCACGUUGUCAACAGCUUUUUCCCCAGCCUCCUCAUGUUUUUCGUCUCUUUUGCUACUCUCUUCUUUCAGUUGGAGGACUUUGAGAACCGCAUCAUGGUGUCGCUAACAGCACAACUGGUUCUGGCAGCUCUUUUCACCUCUACCACACAGUCCUCUGUCAAGACUCCUUACCUCAAGCUCAUCGACGUCUGGUAUGCUGCCAUCAUCACUUUCUGCUUCGUCAUCGUCAUCAUUCAGACUGUGAUCAAUGUGAUUUUCAACAGUGUCAAUCUACCAUCGCUCGUGGUGAGGGCUGUGGGUGUCGUGCCGCUGGACCAUGGCAGUGAUAAGGUGGUGAGGGCGUUCUCGUCAGGUGAGAGGCAGCAGCAGACCCAGGUGUCAGAGGAAGUAGCCAGACGGUAUAACACUGCUUCUGGCGUCUUCAUCCUGUUAGUGGUCCUCACCUUCGUCGUAUUCUACAGCAUGAUGGCUAUGAGGGUCCUGUAGUGAGUGAAGAUGAACCAACACACUGCAGGGUUCAGUCUUACAGUUCCUACAUACUAGCACUGGGUUUCUAUAGUAAUGAAGCUUAACAGGUUGCAGGAUUCAAUCCUUCGGUUCCUACGUACUGGCACUUGAGUUCUGUAGUAAGUGAAGCUGAACCAACACGCUACAGGAUUCAUUCCUACGGUUUCUACAUACUAGCAAUGGGGUCCUGUUGUGAGUUGGACCAAUACGCUGUAAGAUUCAAACCAAAUAUGCACAAAUA
Messenger RNA from Cherax quadricarinatus, 3070 nucleotides. RefSeq lists its product as uncharacterized. Gene Ontology annotation, biological process: monoatomic ion transmembrane transport; nervous system process; regulation of membrane potential. Lineage: Eukaryota; Metazoa; Arthropoda; Malacostraca; Decapoda; Parastacidae. The record is from RefSeq and is a predicted model, not a curated record. Gene Ontology annotation, molecular function: transmembrane signaling receptor activity; extracellular ligand-gated monoatomic ion channel activity; protein binding. Gene Ontology annotation, cellular component: neuron projection; plasma membrane; synapse.